This is a messenger RNA of Oikopleura dioica, 2199 nucleotides long. The record is from the annotation of a GenBank genome assembly. Lineage: Eukaryota; Metazoa; Chordata; Appendicularia; Copelata; Oikopleuridae.
AUGAUCGAAGGAUUGAAAAGCAUCGACGAAUUAAAAGCCGAGUUCGAAGCGCUAGAAAAUGAAGAGAACGAGAUCGACGCGUUGUUACAGGAAGUGCACAGUACCAAGCCGGAUCUAGAGGUGAAAGCCGUUCAACUCCAGCGACUCGAUCUUGAUUCCCUCGAAGAAGAUGCAACACACCUGACGAAAAUGAUCGACCACACUUCUUCCUUGGCCGAUCAAAUCUCCAAAAAGGUCCGACAACUCGAUUUGGCGAAGACCCGCGUGUUUGAGGCGAUUCAAAGGGUUGAUGAUAUUCUUGACUUGAAGUUUUGCUCCGACGGGGUGGAAAAGGCAAUGGCGAUUCAUGACCUUGAAAGUGCUGCUGGACACAUUCAUCGGUACCUCUGCUUGGACGAGAAUUUAUUGAAGGAAUCUGUCUCAGACGAACGCGAAUCAAUUCAAACAUCUAUCGAAGUCCUUGAAGCAGCGCGGAAGAAACUCUCGGAACUCGUCGACAAAGAAUUUGCCGAAGCCGCCAAAGAUGGCGACGAAAACAAAGUCGAAAAGUACCUCCGUCUUUUCCCGCUGCUAAAGGAGCCUGAGAAGGGGCUGGACAAGUUUGGGAAGUUUCUGCAGAUCAAAAUCACGAAAAAGUCGAAAGAGGCGAUCGAGCGCGCUAGAAACAAGGAAAUUUCCUUCGCGGAUGCGGCUACUGUCGUUUUUGAAUCCAUCGCUGGUCUUGUCGAUAAAUCUCAACCUUUCGUCGAGACUUACUACGGUCCCGGCCAGCUAAAAUCGAUGGUUUUCCAGCUUCAAAAAGAAUGUGACAAACAAGCGAUAAAUGUUCUUCAAGCUUUUGACAUGGACAGAGGAUUCAGCGCGCUGAGCCAGAAGGUCAUGAAGAGUAAAAGAGGCGAUGUUGACUCCUUAUCACUCGAUGCUGUCCUGACAGAAACUGCUCGACUGUCCGAGCGAGGAGAAAUGUACUUCCGUUUCUUGCGAAGACGGCUUGCUACUGAUCUGGAAAGCGUCUCCAAGGGAGAAAAGCUAGACGAAGAAGUCCGAAAGCUAGAAAACUGGAUCGGCAACACAUCGCUUGCGCAUCACUUACAAAGUAUCAUGGGAAAAUACGUUUCGAUGGAGAAAUAUUACAUGAAAGAAUCGCUGCAGAAAGCGAUUCAGAUGGAUCAAUUCGCCGAGGGUUCGCUCACAAGCUCCAUGAUCGACGAUACGUUCUACAUUUUGAAGAAAUCGAGGGAUCGAGCGGUCAUGAGUGGGAAUUUCAACUGCGUGUGCGCUGUUAUUAAUCAUAUCUCAUCGUUGCUGGAAAGCGAUUUCUUCGAUACACUUUCUUCAAAUCUCCGAUCGUUCCCGAGCGGCGGCCUGAUGGACAACCUUAGCAUGGGAAUCACUGCGUUUUCUGGUACUCUAACCGGCGCAAUGGGAGGCUCUGGAAAGGUCGUUUCUGCUGGAGACGCUGCUGAAGAACAGCGACAAUUGUUUUUGACGUCUCUGAGCAACGCGGAAAUCGCAGUAGGCUACAUUGGAGAACUAGCCUCGGUGGAAAUUGUAAGGCGAUUGGGAAGAAAGCUCUCGGCUGGAGAAACGGAGAAUAUGAACAGCUGCGUCGAAGAUUUGAAGGAUCUGGCGAAGAAGUUCGAGCAGCUGGUCGAGAAUGGAAUCAAGGAAUUGAACAAUUCAGCGUUGAAACAUGAAGUCAAACCGCUGAUUGAAGAUUUCAGAGAUGUCCCACACGACAUCGACGACGACGAGUUCGCAGAAGCAGAAGCAAACGAGCCCUGGGUUCAAAACGUCCUCAUUCACCUACACACAGUUCUAGAAAGCUUCAAGCCGCGCAUGUCGCCCGAUUCCUUCGACCAGCUAGUCUCCUAUCUUACGAAUACUGUUGCAAACACUCUAGAACGCGCCGUGUUGAAGUCGCGUUUCACUCGCCUUGGCGGAUUACAAUUUGAUAGAGAACUCCGAGCGCUCGUCAAUUUUUUGACUUCUGUGACGAGCUCGACGGUCAGAGAUCGUUUCGCAAAGCUGCAUCAGAUUAAUACUGUGCUAAAUUUAGAACAGCCACAAGAAGUUCUAGAAUACUACGGAUCAUCUUCAAGCGGUGUCACGUGGCGAUUAAGCCCAUCGGAAGUGCGAGAUGUUCUUACCCGACGAAUUGACUUCAGAUCUGAAGACAUUCGCCGACUAAAACUUUAG